This is a messenger RNA of Balaenoptera ricei (Rice's whale), 1203 nucleotides long. RefSeq names its product transmembrane protein 235 (gene TMEM235). NCBI's taxonomy places the organism in Eukaryota, Metazoa, Chordata, Mammalia, Artiodactyla, Balaenopteridae. Gene Ontology annotation, cellular component: apical plasma membrane. The record is from RefSeq and is a predicted model, not a curated record.
AUGGAGCACCAGCCAGCCAUCGCCUGCAGGUUGGCACCCCCUUGGGAUGCUGACCGUUCUUUGCAGGCACUUGAGCACCUGUUCGCCGGGCGCUACGUCCAGGGCUGGAAGCCUCCUGCGGCCCCACCCUCCCUCCUCAGCCUGGCCAUCUGGGCGCUGAAGAACCGGAGGCCCCCAGCUCCCCCUCACCUCCUGGCUCCCUCUUCUCCCCCAUACCCGGCUCCCCUCCCGGUCCCUGCACCCCCGACCCGCAAGGCCCGGCUGGGCGUGCUGCUCAGCUUUGCGCUGCUGGCGGCCGCCGUGGCCAGCGACUACUGGUACCUCCUGCAGGUGGCGGACGCCGGCAACCACAGCGGCCACGGGCAGCUCUCCUCCCACUCGCGGCUCUGGCGCAUCUGCGAAGGGCAGAACAGCUGCAUCCCCCUGAUUGACCCCUUUGCCAGCGAGAGCCUGGGUGCCUCCACCUUGGUGCAGCGCCUCAUCUCGCUGCCCCGAGCCCUCGUGGUGGUCCUGCCCCUGAGCCUUGUCCUCAUCAUGUGCGGCUGGAUCUGUGGCCUCCUCAGCUCCCUGGCCCGCAUCCCUCUGCUGCUCUGCACGGGCUGCCGCUUCUUGUUGGGGGGCGCCCUGACCCUGGCAGGGGUCAGCACCUACAUCAGCUACUCACACCUGGCCUUUGCUGACGGCCCCCGGCACGUGCAGGACAUCCGCAUCAGCUUUGGCUGGUCUGCGGCGCUGGCCCGGGGCUCCUGUCCCUCAGCGGCACUCAGCGGCAUCCUCCUGCUCACGGCGCCCGCGUCCUCAGCCUGAGCCGCAGCCGGGCGCCCCCCACUCUGUCGUCAUCUGAGUCCCGGGCAGGCAGGUCAUGGGAGAGGGGCUCGGUUUCCCUGUGCAUCUCCUGAGAUUGGGUGGAGGGGGCAGUUCGAGAGAGAAGCAGGUAUCCGGCAGACACCCGCCGUGCCAGGCGCCGUGCUGAGUGCUGCCCGCUCGUCUGCUCUGCUCGUCCAGUCUCCCAAUCGCCCUUCACAGCAGUUACCACUCACCCACUUUACAGAAGGGAGACGGCAGGCGUUGCUGGGGAGGAGACUGAGCGCUGGGGGGCCCUUGGAUUUGCAGGUGCAGGGGGAGCUGAGGGGGCUGGACAGGCCUUUGUUCCCCCUUGUUUUCAAGCCUCUGUCCCUGUCCCGGUGCCGCUACUCCUGCUGA